UUCACUUAAAUUAAAGCCGCAGCAAAUACUUCCGGGUUUAGUCAUCGAAGUUGUUUAUUUGUUUAAAGUUUAAAUCAUUAAAACAAAUGGCGGCUGCAGAGGUUCAGAGGGUACCCUCUAAUGCAGGGGACAUGGUUAGGUCUGUACUGCAGGCUCCAAUGCCACCCAGUCGUAGCAACAUCGUGACGGGGCCACGCAAUCUAAACCUCACCGGACAUGUGGGCUUUGACAGCCUGCCUGAUCAGCUUGUGAACAAGUCUGUGGCGCAGGGUUUCUGUUUCAACAUCCUCUGUCUAGGUGAGACUGGUAUAGGCAAGUCCACCCUGAUGGACACGUUGUUCAACACCCAUUUCGACUCCACACCCUCCACCCACGACCUGCCAGGUGUCAAACUGCGUGCAAACACGUACGAGCUGCAGGAAAGUAGCGUGAGACUCAAGUUACGUGUUGUUGACAGCGUUGGCUUUGGGGACCAAAUCAAUAAAGAAGACAGCUGGAAGUCCAUUGUGGACUACAUUGACAACCAGUUUGAGGCCUUCCUCUCGGAGGAACUGAAGAUCAAACGCUCGCUCUUCAACUACCACGACUCCCGCAUACACGCCUGUCUGUACUUCAUAGCACCAACUGGACACUCAUUGAAGGCGCUGGACCUAAUGACGAUGAAGAAGCUGGACAACAAGGUCAACAUCAUCCCCAUCAUUGCCAAGGCGGACACCAUCACCAAGGCAGAGCUGCAGAAGUUCAAGGCUAAGAUCAUGAGUGAACUGAAAGCCAAUGGUGUGAACAUCUACAACUUCCCAACCGAUGACCAGACUGUAGCUGACACCAACAAUGUCAUGAAUGGUCAUCUGCCCUUUGCUGUGGUGGGUUCCAGUGACGAGGUGAAGAUUGGAAACAAGAUGAUGAAGGCGCGACAGUACCCCUGGGGGACCGUGCAGGUGGAGAAUGAGAACCACUGUGACUUUGUGAAGCUACGUGAGAUGUUGAUUCGGACCAACAUGGAGGACCUAAGGGAGACAACUCACAGCCAGCACUAUGAGCUGUACCGUCGUCACAAGCUCGAGAAUAUGGGCUUCUCGGAUGACGAAUCCAAGAGCCUUUCGGAAACCUACGAGCAAAAGCGACAGGAGCAUAUCUCUGAACUGCAAAAGAAGGAGGAAGAAAUGAGGCAGAGCUUCGUGAUCAAAGUGAAAGAAAAGGAGGCAGAAUUGAAGGAGGCAGAAAAGGAGCUGCAUGCAAGUUUUGACAGUCUGAAGCGUCAGCAUGGGGACCAAAAGAAGAAGAUAGAGGACAGCAAGAAACGCCUCGAGGACGAGAUAAACCUCUUCAACCAGCGCAAGGCGCAGCACUCUGCCAAUGCCUCCACCCUCGGCAAGAAGAAGAAGUAAACUGGAGUUUGUUGUUGAUCACCUACCAGUCAAUGCUGGCAUUAACUUGAUAGAAGUAGUAAAUAGACAGACAGUAAACUUUUAACAAAAAAUAGAAGAAAAAUUGAGUAUUUUUAAACAAAUUUGUAAAUAACCAGCCAAUCCAUUGUUUAGUUCAGGAAAAAAACAGAAACAACCAAAUUACCAACUAUUCAACCUUCCAAACCAUAAAGUUUUAAUAACAUAUGACUGUGGUAUGAGAAAUUAAUAAUGUGGUUUGAUAAAAAAAUAAUGCAUUAGUCCAGAAGCAAACUACAUUAUAUAUUUUUGGAUGUAAAUUGUAAGUUAAUUUGUAUAAGUAUUAUCAUUGCAAUUUUUUAGGUGGUGUUACAAUUUUUCUGGCUUUAAAAUUGGUUAUGUCAAUAUUCAUAAAAAUCUUUGGAAAAAAAUUGAGAAAUUAUGUAAAAGUCAUCUUUUAUUAAUUUAAUAAAUUACAUGGUGCUAAAAAAUAAUUAUGUGUUUCUGUGUCAACAACUGUACAGUAUAAAUAAAGCCUCCACUUCAAUAACCAUUUCCUAGUAUAAAUAAAAAUAGAUAUAUAAAUUGUGUAUUAUCUGGAUCUGUGGUCAUAACAGGUUUAUUUCAAAGUGCGCUUAGGGCUAACUAAUCAAUUGAAUCUUCUUAUGUAAAGUGCUUAUUGGCAUGCCUUAAGUGCAGGAAUUUAACCCUUUGCAUGCUGGGUAAUUUGUUUUCUGCUAAAAUGUCGUCUGCUGAAUUUCUAAAAUUAGCAUUUUCUUCGUUUUUUUUUUCAAAGAAUACUAUCAGAAUAGCAAACAGUUUGGAUCCUGAUGAGACGCCACGUUCUGUGGCGUCUCAUCAGGAUCCAAACUGUUUGCAAAGGCCUUCAAAAUUCGGUUCCCGCACUGAAAGGGUUAAAUUACAAGUGCAAUAUCUGAGCUGGGAAAGACUUGCAAUUUGUACAAAAGUAUUCAACAUAUUAUCAAGUAUAUUCCUCCAUUUUAAUUUUCUUAAUUUUUCUUAUUUUUGUCCUUAGCAUCAACAGGUGCAGGAAGACAUAUAUAGCAAAUAUUUUGUUUGUUCACUCAUUCGUUAAAAUAAAAAACAUAUUGAUCUUUUUUUCUAAAAGAUGCUUGAAUUAAAUGUGUUUGUGUGCUUUUAUAUUUGAUGCAUGACAAUCUGUGGGACUUAGGGUCUAUAACAAUAAAUGUAUGCAUUCUUUUAAGGCAAAUGUUAUGUAAUAUUUGUAGUUUAUAAGAAAAAAUUAAAUGUACAAUGCUAUAGAAGUCUUAGCACUGAAUGUGUUCAUCAUUUCAAGAUAUUAUUUCUGUUACUCAGCGAUGAAAAUCGACAUGAAUGCAAUCAUUAAACAGAUAUUUGUUAUGUCCUUAAAACUUGUGCGUUCAUUAUCAUCUUUCUGUCAGCCACAAGGGUUACAAAAGUAGCACAGAAAAUAUUCUUUGUGAAUGAGGCCUUUUCUAAAUACACUAUGUAUGUACUAUAAACUAGAGUUAAUGUAGUUUAUUUUAUCUUAAUUUGAAAGUGUUUGUUUUGUGUAUAGAUUGAUGUAUAAGUGUUUAUUAUGUGUUGUAUCUUUUAUUGGUUUUAGUUGACAGGGUUGUACAUAGACGAUCUUGAGAUCUGAAUUGCUUUCUUAUAGCCACAUAAUAUUGUGGAUGUAAUAAUAAAGCAAAAUGCAUGUAUCACACCAGUUUCCAUUCUUCAAACUAUGGCACGUGUUAUUGAUAGGGAUACAUGUGAAACAUCAGAUUUAAUAGUUAAAAUGAUCAUGUAGUGCUUUUCAUAUGACAAUUUACGUCAGCUUGUUUUUUUUAAGGGAAUGAUUUGGUUUAAUCAGCCAUUAAUACAGGGUUGUAUCCUCAUGUAUUUAUUACUGACAUAACUGUAUAGACCAUUUCUUGAUCAUGCAAACUAUAAUCAAAGUUUACAUUCUAUAUAUUUGUCAUAUGGAAGUAUGUAACUUAAGAAUCUCUAUCUUGCCAAUCCAUCUUGCAGUAUUACCUUUAUUCUGACUGGUCUGUCCUCUGAUGCAUCAAUAACAUGCUAUAAAGAAACUGUCAACCAGAGUCCAUUUUCACCCACACAUUUUAGGCCUAUGUGUAUAGAAUAUCCUAAAUUAAAAAUUUGUAUUUUUAAUCAACAUGAAUUAUUCUUUUCUUAAAACAAUUUGAAGCUGAAAUAAAGACAUAUGGAGGCUGUUUAUAUUUCAACUUGGAAGUAUUUGUCCUGAUUCUUAUAUAUUCUAAGAAAAUGGACUCUUGUCUUUCAGCAAACAGCCUCUCUUUCUUGUUUUUAAUAGACAGGCUAGGGGACAGAACCCUUGUGUACAUAACGUCUCUUACGCAUAUACUGCCAUAGGCCACUGUACUUUUAUCAUGCUUUUUGUACUUGUAUUAUGUAUAUCGUUUUAUACAUCUGCAUGCUAUAAAUUUAGUGACUAGAUGGCAUUGUAAAUUGAUUUUAUAUUAUUUGUCUUACAUGUGUUUCUAAUUACUAAGUUUGAUUUGUUCAUUUUAACAUAAUUGUUAUCAUGCAAAAAGCAGCUGUUUGAAAAACAGUUUUGAAUUUGUGGAAAAUAUCUUUCAAGGACACCAUUAACAGUAGCUAAAAAUAUCUUUUUAUUAUAGCUUUUAACAUGUAUUAAUCUGCUUGUAGUUCAAAUAAUGCAUAAUCGCACAAUUAUUUUUCAGGUAUUCAAACUGCUAUAUCAACGCAAUCCGUAUAUUUGUAAGGAUGUAAGCAUUAUAUCAAAUUGCACCUGCAUUUAUGUGUUUAGAAACAUAGUAAACGUAGAUUGUGUUAUGCGUCAUGUAUUUGCAUUUUGUAUUGUGUCAACUACUCAUUGUGGACAAAGUAUAUAUUAAUAAGCUAUUCGUAAUAAAUAAAAUAUGCCUUUAAAAUAAAAUGUGAAAGCUAUA
Messenger RNA from Dreissena polymorpha, 4324 nucleotides. Its product is annotated as septin-11-like. Gene Ontology annotation, molecular function: molecular adaptor activity; GTP binding; GTPase activity. Lineage: Eukaryota; Metazoa; Mollusca; Bivalvia; Myida; Dreissenidae. The transcript is spliced from 11 exons. The record is from RefSeq and is a predicted model, not a curated record. Gene Ontology annotation, biological process: cytoskeleton-dependent cytokinesis. The coding region runs from base 87 to 1388 and encodes 433 amino acids. Gene Ontology annotation, cellular component: septin complex; microtubule cytoskeleton; cell division site.